AUGGCGGUCAUCAGCUUUGUUUUUAUUUUGACGUUCCUUCUGGUUUUCAACGUCUCUGAAAACGGUCGGUCCUUACAGCCUGGCGCUCUUCACCGAGACAAAAACCUACAGAUUAUGUAUGGUAACUUUAAAGCUACACUUCAUAAGCAUCUUUCCGCAACAGUAAUCGCAACUAUCCUAACUAAGGACGAAUUUCUAUGCUCGUUCAAAUGCAUCACUAAAAACGAAUGUUUCUCGUACAACUUGGCAACAUAUCCAGAUAAUGGUUUCUACAUUUGUGAAUUGCUGGACACAGACAAAUACAGAGCCAGAAAAGAACUGAAAGUGAAUUCUUCUUUUCACCAUUUCAGUCCAGUGUCAUUAUGUGAAAGCAGCCCGUGUCAAAAUGAUGGAACUUGCAUUCCCGACUUUGAACAAAACUCUCAUCAAUGUGACUGUAAAGCAGGAUUUGCAGGAGUUCACUGUGAAGCUUGCAAGUUUGACUUUGAAGAUGGCAUCAUGGGCUGGAUAAAGACAGGAACAGCAUUCGAUAAUCAGCCGACUUUUGGCGACAACCCAACGGCUCGUAACAGAGGUCAACCCUCUAAUCAUCAGGGUGAUUGGUGGAUUGGUGGAAGUGAAGAUCGGCCAACCAUAGGAACACCGGCAGGACAAGUACAAGGAGAUGGACCCCAGGGAACUCUGGUCACGCCUUCCUUUAUUAUCAUCGGUCAUCUUAUUUCUUUUUUGAUUGGCGGAGGCUGCGAUAUAAAUGUUGUUCGUGCGGAGUUAAUCGUUGACAAUCAGGUUGUGAAACAAAGCACCGGAAGAUGUAUCGAAACCUUGACUCAAGGGACAUGGCAUGUACAAGAAUUUUUGGGAAAGCGUGCUUUCGUUAAGCUGAUUGACAUCAGCUCUGGAGCCUGGGGCCACAUUAACUUUGAUGACCUUAAAGGGAAUAUAAGCUGUGGACAAGUAUAAAGCCGCGAGUUAAGAUAAAAUCUGAGAAGAGCUUAUUUACAGCUUCUUUUCAGCAGAAACACAGCCAAGACACUGGAAACCCCAUACAUAUUUCAUUGUACGGGGAAGUCCCUUUAGUUAUCACCGUAGCCACAUAUAAUCUGGCCUCCUCAGAAUAAUUUCGAAAGCAUCUUGUCAAAAUAACCAACUUGAUACCUCUUAUAUUAAUCCUUGUUUGUAUAUAUCACACAAGUUAAUGUGGCUUUUCACGCGCGCUGAUUGGCUAGUUCGGAAAUGAAUAGCAAGUACUAUUCAUCUUCACUUUGGUGAAUAAUUGAAAUUAUUAUAAUCGUUGCUUUUAUAAUUAUUACUAAGGUCUCUCAUGAAGGAUAUGU
This is a messenger RNA of Pocillopora damicornis (cauliflower coral), 1334 nucleotides long. RefSeq lists its product as uncharacterized. The record is from RefSeq and is a predicted model, not a curated record. NCBI's taxonomy places the organism in Eukaryota, Metazoa, Cnidaria, Anthozoa, Scleractinia, Pocilloporidae. Gene Ontology annotation, molecular function: Notch binding; calcium ion binding.